This is a messenger RNA of Batrachochytrium dendrobatidis JAM81, 618 nucleotides long. RefSeq lists its product as uncharacterized. The record is from RefSeq and is a predicted model, not a curated record. Gene Ontology annotation, cellular component: nucleus. The transcript is spliced from 3 exons. Gene Ontology annotation, biological process: positive regulation of transcription by RNA polymerase II. The annotation marks the transcript as partial. NCBI's taxonomy places the organism in Eukaryota, Fungi, Chytridiomycota, Chytridiomycetes, Rhizophydiales. Gene Ontology annotation, molecular function: protein binding; transcription cis-regulatory region binding.
GAAGGGAAAACAGCACUUCAUUGGGCAACAUCCAAUCGGCAUGGACGAUGCUGCGAAAUUCUAUUGUCAAAGUAUCCCGCUUUGAUUAAUAUUCCCGACAAAAUGGGCCGAGUCCCUUUACACUAUGGAUGCGGCGAAGGAAAUAUUGCCGUGGUAGAAAUGAUCAUGCUAUCUCCUGGAUCUAACUGGAAUGCGCUUGAUGGGUUGAAACGGACCCCGUUACAUUGGGCGGCAGUUCGAGGACAGCCAGCAUGUAUUAAUUUAUUGUGCCAAAAGGGUGCGAGCAUCAACAACGUUGACGAUUUUGGUGCAUCAGCUCUCUGCUAUGCCAUUCAGCAUCAUAAUAUGGACUGUGUGCAUGUCCUACUGCGCAAAGGUGCAGCUGUAGAUUCAGUUGAUAUACAAGGCCGUACACCACUUAUGUGGGCUUCGCUUCAAGGGAACUUGGAAGUAAUCAAAAUGUUAAUCAAAGCCAACGCCAAAGUAACGGUAAAGUCAAAAUCGGGCAUGACAGCAUUGCACCAUGCAGCAUAUGGUGGUCACACAACUUGCUGUACCCAUUUGCUACGUGGUGGUGCACUGAUUGACGCUAAAGACAAACACGGACAAACUGCCUUG